Suillus clintonianus is the source of this 4926-nucleotide messenger RNA. RefSeq lists its product as uncharacterized. Lineage: Eukaryota; Fungi; Basidiomycota; Agaricomycetes; Boletales; Suillaceae. The coding region runs from base 1 to 4926 and encodes 1641 amino acids. Gene Ontology annotation, biological process: double-strand break repair via homologous recombination. Gene Ontology annotation, cellular component: cytoplasm; chromosome; nucleus. Gene Ontology annotation, molecular function: four-way junction helicase activity; ATP binding; 3'-5' DNA helicase activity. The transcript has 11 exons. The record is from RefSeq and is a predicted model, not a curated record.
AUGUCGCACCACACGCGCGUAACCCACACCCCGGUUACCAACAUUAAUGUACCAGGAGGCCAAAAGCUCACUCGACAGGCCGACAACCAUUUUCAUUGCCAUUUGUGCAAUUUCGUGAACAACGAUCCCUUGAAACUUCGCACCCACUAUUCACGUGGGCACCCGGAAUCCUCUGAAGGCGAUGGGAGUGCCCGGGAUAUCGGUGCGGAUCAAGAUGUCUCGCCUGACCUUGACGAGAGUGAGAAUUACAACAGGGGCACGCCUCCCAUAUCCUCCCCCCCGAUUCAACUUCGCAGUAGCGCCGGUCCUUCGAAGAAGCGCAAGAGGAAACGCAAAGCAGCACCUACCGAUGAAGCGGCUGAUCUACUCAAUGCGACAGGGGAAGGCUCUGCCCCUCAUCCUACCGCUGUUCAGAAUGAUGCACCCCCUGCUUUUGAUUCAUCGUCUGGCCCUGUCGACCUCACCCUCCUCCAUAAAAUCAGUUUCACCGUUGAUCCCGUCUAUAAACUCGCAAUUUGCAUUGACUGCGAAUGUGCUGUCCCAGCGGCACACGUCCGGGCUCAUGCUGUCAAACAGCACAGCCUUAGACCUCCUCCAUCAGAACAGUUGGACGCCAUUUUACACUUUUUACGGGUAUUUCAUGUGAGGUACAGGGGUGUAAUUACCUUGCCUGCCAAGGACAAGACGAUGCAGGAGCAUUUUCAGUUCAAUCAUCCUGACAAGCAAUGGCGCCCAAACACUGCGGAGCGCAACUUACAGAGGAUAUUCGAAUUUCGAGGCCGUCAAAGUCUAGUCAUGGUCGAUAUCAGCCUCAUCCCGUCAUCCACUACCAACUACGACAACUAUAUGACAAAUGUCACCAAGCAUCGCCCCGCAGUUGACAGCGACAUCUACCACGUCGACAGCGACACCAGAUCCCACGGCACGUUCCUAGCCAAAAUGAGAUGGAACCAGGCGAUCGAGGGCCUUCCCCUUCCAGAGCUCCUGAAGGCAGCCUCAGCGCCGGGAGAGCAGGAGCCCCUACUUCCAGAUCCUGCAUACAGCCCUCCCAGCAGCUUUCCUUUCCAACUCCUCCUCACCGAAGCGCAGACUGAUUCCCUGCAGGAACUCCUGUCGUUGCUCAAAGGACUUACUAGAGGUCGUGUAUCAGAUCUCAUCCAACGGGUGUCCUUCCUGUUUGUGGCAACCGCCAAUGAUCACAUUACGCAGGAUAGAUUUUCUUGUUCGUUGAUUCGCUACCUGAUUGUAUCGCACUUACUGCUCGACGGCACCUUCGAGCUUCCUUCCAACAUCGUCCCCAAUUUGUCCUGCAUACAGUUCUGCAUGCGAGCUGUGGGCGUUCAGGAGGCCUAUAACCAUGCUUUGGAUGCUGAUGAAGCUGCAGAAGGCUUGCUGAGUUAUUAUCAAACAAACUUGAAGGAGGUGUUGACCGAAGGGCAUCGUUACCCAUUUACUACACUGCGCGAGGAAAUGCAUCUCCUCUCAGCCAUGGCUCAUUCGGAGACGAGACUUCCAUCCUUGCUGUGGAACGAGGACCAUACGGUCCUACAAGUCGAUGGCUCACCAUUCAUCGUGGCAAGCCUUCGAGACAUGAUUCGCGCCCAGUUGGCUCGAGCCAACGAGCUGCUUGAGUCGUUAUGUGAAGGGCUUGAUAUGAAAGAUUACGACGCCUGCUUGAAGAAGCACUUGGAUCCCAAGAAUGCCACCCAUUGGCCCAGGGAUCCGCUGCGCAAGCAGACUGACGGUUACUCUUUCCUCUCCGAUACCGACAAUCCAUUCCGCGCCUUCCAGUCCGACCUUAUGAAGCAAAUCGUCGAGACCCCAGACAUCUUUGAGAAAUAUCACCAAGCGUCUAUUGCUCGCUGGUUUGCACAACUGGCAGAGCUGCACGACCUCACAUUUUGCUUGGUCCACAUCACUUCAGGGGGACCAGCAAGAGGUACCGAGCUUGAAACUUACCGGCUGAUAAACACCCGUGAAAGCCCCCGCACCUUAUACUUUGUGUCUGGCCACCUAGCGUUCAUCACAGGCUAUAACAAAUCUCGGCAGCUCUCCAACUUCCCCGAGAGAUUCGUCGCGCGCCCAGUCUAUCCUCCCAUUCAAAGACUGAUCAUGUACCUAGCUGGCCCUCUCCAUCAUAUUGCCGACAUUUGGAUCAGCACCCUCAAUAACAGCACCCAUUCGCUGGGACCUGAAGUCUUCGCUCACUUUGGCAAACCUCUACGGAGCGAAGACUUCUCCCGCAUCCUUCAUACGCAAACUGCGCAACAUCUGCUGGUGCCGAUGGGCCUGAGAGUAUGGCGCCAGAUGAUCAAGGCGCUCAUGCGGCAUGUAGUCAAUGUUGACAUCGACGAUGAUGGAGACCAGGAGGAGGAUGCUCUGGAUGAAAGCUUUGGACAUACCACCGGGACAGGACGCUCACGAUACGGUCUAACAUGGAAUGACUUACCUCACCUUCACGAGGAUAUGCUGAGCGAUAUCUUUCGGGUCUCAAAACGCUUUUGGGACUGGUUAGAACGUCCUGCCAGUGCCCCGAGCCCCCCACUUCAACCAGACAUGUCUUACUCUCAGAUUCAUGCAGAGAUGGCGGCCACCCUAUCAAAGCUUCAACUCGCAGCGACCCAGCAGACCAGCACUAUUGAAUUAAGCACCUCGAACCAAACCCUCAUUCUCGACAUGCUCCGCUCCACCAACCAGAAGAUUGACCGAAACCACCGAGCCGUGAUUGAGGGCCGUGGAAUUGUGUCCCAAUCAGCUGUACAAGACUUGGAGCCCAUCGAUAUCGCAUUUGCUCGCACCCAAGCCCUCCAGUCGUACAUGGGAGAGUCUGGCUCCAAAUUUAAGAGCGUUCAACAGGCCAGUGCAGUAGAGGUGAUCUCACGAGGUCUUCCCCACCUUCUAGUUGUUAUGCCCACAGGAUCUGGAAAGAGCGCCAUUUACGCAUGCCCUGGCUUUGCAGAGCGUCAGGGCUUCCGUGUCGUGAUCAUUACUUAUCGUUCAUUGUUGGAUCAAGCGGUCCAAGACGCACGCACUCGAGGCCUCGCUUACUCGGUUUACCCCUCUCGGGAGGUUGAUUUGUUUCAUUCUCGUCUCGUCUUCGUAUCCCUAGAGCAUGCUGCUCAACCUGAAUUCCGAACCUGGUGCGUGGCAAAUAAGAAGGCCGGCCUCCUACGGUGUAUUGUCAUAGAUGAAGUCCACGACGCCAUCCUCGCAUCCUAUUAUCGCCAUGCAUUCAAUCAGAUGUUCAAGCUCACAGAUCUUGGCGUGCAAAUGCUCCUUAUGACCGCUACGCUCAGCCCUUUGUCUGAGGAAACUCUACUGGAGUUCCUAAGAAUGGAUCCCAGUUCUGUGCGCAAGAUUCGCAUGCCCACCAAUCGCCCUGAAAUUCAAUACAGGGUGGCGAGAAGCUCCAAGGAGUCCAUCGACACCGACGUUCUUUCAGCUGCAUUGGGUUUCAACCUGGAGCAGCAUGAGCGGGGUAUCAUCUUCGUUUUAACGACGACCUGCUGUGACGAGCUUGCCGAGACCUCCGGCUUUCCAAAAUACCAUGGGAAGCUCACAGAUGCAGAGCGUACCCAGUACAUGUUGCAAUGGCGUUCAGGAAAGUCUCAGUGGAUUGUCGGGACAUUAGCCAUGGCUCAGGGUAUCGACAUCCGCCACGUCCGUGUUGUCAUCAAUCGCGAGAUCUCAUGGGGGAUGGUAGACUUUGUCACCCUCGAAACAUGUCGACGUCGCAAUCUUUCAUUGUUCUUGGACGGCAUUGAUCAGACCUGCACGUCUAUCCUCAACGCUCAGCUAUGUGACAUUUGUUUGUCACAUUCGCACAUCUUGAAAAAUGAGCAGGAGUUUUAUAGCAGUCCUUUGGGCCGACGCCUCAAAGCACCGCCUGCGGUUGAGCCCAUGACCCCUGCAGCGCCCAAGACAAAAUCGAUGGGCCUCCCCACCCCUAUCACCGCUCAUACCUCUGCUCACGAACGCCAUGCACUCCCAUCCUCACCCACGCCGUUCCGACAGAGAAUUGAUGAGGCAGCCCUCUUGUCUGACAAUGAACGGCACCCCCCCAGGCACCCAAUCAUCCGUAGCGAGAAAGCCCCUGCAGAGCAACCUGAUCGCCGCUCUGCGAUCCAAAGGCAGAAGGCCCCAGCAGACCAAAGCUCGGACGAGGAAUCUGAUCCCCGCCCCGCCCAGCGGACUCGGUUUGAACCAACGGGUUCAGCCUUGGCCCUCCCUCAAGGUAACAUUGCUGCUGGGGGAUCAACUUUCGCACCGCCGGCACGGCCCAGAGCGACAGCGCCAGCCUCUGUUAUCCCUCCCAGGGCUUCUGGAUCCUCCUCUGCCAGGGGAGACCAUGUUACUGCGUCAAACCUUGAUCCGAUCCCUUCAUCCCCAACACCUGCCCUUGGAGAUGGCCUUCCCACUGCGCGGGAAGGCAAAACUAAACACAUUCUUCAGUGGUGCGAACUGCACUAUCGAAAAUGCAGUGUUUGUCUCUUCUACUCCGAAGACGUGGAGCAUUUCGCGUACAAUUGUCCAAAGGGGACCCUCAGAACUCCCGAGUAUCGCACUGCGUACAAGGGAGCCUUACGUUUCAAAUCAUUUCGUGUCAUUUGUUUCGGCUGCCUCAUUCCGUAUGACGUUCAUAAAGACCAACCUACACCCAGGCUUAACAAUCCCUUCUCAUGCUUGUAUGACGACCACCUCAGACCGAUCGCCUACCUCAUCUACAUCAAUCAACCCAUUCGCAACAUUGUCUUUCCAACCCUCGGUUUACGCCCAAACCAGUUUAUUAACGUCCAGGCUUAUACAGCUUGGCUCUCGGUGGAGGAACCUCACGUCGAUGCCCUCCCCAACGUCUUGGAAAUCAUUAUAGCCUAUAUGAACCUUAAGAUUAUGGGCCGCCUCCCCAGUGUAACGUUAGGGGCUUGA